Molecule: messenger RNA, 999 nt
Organism: Truncatella angustata
Lineage: Eukaryota; Fungi; Ascomycota; Sordariomycetes; Amphisphaeriales; Sporocadaceae
Exons: 2
Source: RefSeq, a predicted model, not a curated record
GGGGCUACCGGCCAUAUUGGGGGCGCAAUAGUGAAUGCCAUUUGGGCACAACUUCCUGAGGUGGAGGUUGCGGCUCUUGUUCGAGAUCAAGAUAAAGCUGCAAGGCUCGAGAAAGCGUACCCAAGGAUACGGGCGAUCGUUGGCGACAUAAGGAAUGUGAACCUCAUAGAAAGCGAAUCCAAGGCCGCCGGCAUUGUGAUUAGUAUGUCGUACAAGGCCCCUGUCCAAAGUCCUGCCGCCAUAGAAGCAGCCCUCCGGGGGUUGGCCUUACGACCUAGAAAGGGCUUCUAUAUCCAGACGUCUGGUGCCUUUCUUGUUGGGGAAGACGCAGGCGGGGAAAGAGGCACAGACAUGCUAUGGAACGACGUACAGCAUAUCGAGCGCAUUAUAACGAUGUCACCUGACCGGUACCACCAGCGCACCGACCAGCUUGUGAGACAUGAAUCCACCGACGUGAAUGUUGCUAUUGUUUCUCCGACAGUUGUGUACGGUCUUAGCAAGUCAACUCAGAACCAGAUACCAAUUACGAUUCGCGACAUCGUAGCAACUGCGAAGCGGCUCUCAGCAGGAUUCACCAUAGCUCAAGGCAGGAACAUUUUAGGUUACGUCCACGUGAAUGACCUCGCGGAUAUCUACGUCAAAUUAGUCGCCGACGCCGAGAGAGGCAGCGCUUCUGAUGCGCGAUUGUGGGGUCCACAUUCUUAUUAUUUUGCGAACGGUGAAGAACUUACGUUCGCUGAGUAUAUGGAAGCCUUAGUCGAAACUCUCAAGGAGAGAGGAGUUAUAUCUACGGACGUCAUAAAGGAGAUCGGAGCUGAGAGCAACGUUUCAGAUUGGAAAAUUGUCAAUGCGACUGCUGUCGUUCAUGGUUACGGUAUGACUGUUAGGUGUCAAAGUGAGAGGGCGCAAACCUUACUUGGUUGGAAGCCAAGGGAAAAAAGCGUAAAGGAGACACUGCCAGAGGUUGUGGACCUCAUUUUGUCGCGCGAAUUAUGGUGA